CAGCUCAGUUUCCAGUCCAGCUUGGUCUUGGGGGGUACACAUGCUACAGUACAGCUGCAGUCCCCACAGUCCUGUACCACGUUAUAUCUACAACCAGUAACUGAGCGGAGCACCACGGCACUGUGAGCCACAUCCAACCCCGAGAUGGAGUUCUCAAUCCGUGCAGCCAACGUGGAAGACUGCAAGGACAUCGCGCGGAUGAUCAUGGAACUGGCUGAAUAUGAGAAAAUGGCAGACCAUGUGAAAGUCACGCAGAGAGACUUGGAGCAGGAUGGUUUCUCCAAGAACCCGUUCUUCCACGGGAUCAUUGCUGAGGUGCCAGAGCAGCACAAAACCAAAGAAGGCCAUACGAAGAUAGGCUAUGCACUUUACUUCUAUUCCUACAGCUCAUGGAUGGGCAGAGCUGUUUAUAUGGAGGACUUGUAUGUGAUGCCUGAGUUCAGAGGGAAGGGUAUUGGUAAAGCACUUAUGAGCAAGGUAGCACAGUUGGGCCUGGCCGCCGGCUGCAACCAGCUCAACUUCACCGUUCUGGACUGGAACAAAUCAUCUCUGGACUUCUACCUCACCCAGGGCUGCUUCGACGUCACAUCUACAAUGGGCUACCACUGUAUGCGCUGCGAGGGAGAGGCACUGGAGCACCUUGCCCAACCUUAACCAAUGAGCUGGGCUCUCGACCUCUGCAACCAUGAGGUCAACCCACAUAGUGCAGGGAUAGAGCGCCACUCUGUGGCCCCGUUCCAAAACUUGACAAUCGCAAUCGUCACACAGAUUUCUCGAAAAAGUAACCUAAGCAUCGCCACCCACCCAAGGAUAUAGAAGCAGGCUUUUGAUUUCUAGCCAAUGACUACUGAUUUUGUGAUUUUAACUGAAAUUACAACAAUGGCAGAUUUUAUCAGCUUUGUUUCGUUAACGCUAGCUUAUUAGCGGAUGCUAACUCCCUGAGUUGCAAGACUGCUUUUGUCUUGCAGUUUA
Lates calcarifer (barramundi perch) is the source of this 972-nucleotide messenger RNA. RefSeq names its product spermidine/spermine N1-acetyltransferase family member 2a, tandem duplicate 1 (gene sat2a.1). NCBI's taxonomy places the organism in Eukaryota, Metazoa, Chordata, Actinopteri, Centropomidae. The coding region runs from base 145 to 654 and encodes 169 amino acids. The transcript has 6 exons. The record is from RefSeq and is a predicted model, not a curated record. Gene Ontology annotation, molecular function: N-acetyltransferase activity.